AGGUAUAUAAGUUCACCUACUAUACUCUUCCACAGUACCGAGCAGAUGUUGUGGUCCCCUGUCGUAUGGUGGAGAUGAUCAGGGUUAUUCGCCAACGAGACUUCCCAGCAUUUGGUGAGCUGACCAUGAAAGACAGUAAUCAGUUUCAUGCCACCUGCCUGGAUAGCUACCCACCAAUAUUCUACCUGAACAACGUAUCCCACCGAAUCAUCAGCCUUGUGCACCGCUACAACCAGUUCUAUGGAGAGACCAGGGUGGCAUAUACCUUUGAUGCUGGUCCUAAUGCUGUUAUUUACACCUUGCAAGAGCAUGUAUCAGAGUUUGUACAGGUGGUUCGUCAUUUCUUUCCCUCAGAAACCAAUGGAUCAGACUUUGUCAGAGGUCUUCCUGUAUGUUCAGCUGACCUCUCGGAGGAGCUGAAGAGGGACCUUAAUAUGGAGCCAACUCCAAAGGGCAUACACUACAUAAUCAGCACUAAGGCUGGUCCUGGACCAUGUGUGGUGGAGGAUGAUCCAAACCAUCAUUUGUUGGGUGUUGAUGGGCUGCCCAAGAAUGCAGUUUCAGAUUAACCUUAAAGAUCCUUUUAGAACUAAAAAAAAAAAAAAAAAGAUGUUGCAUAAAUAUAUACUAAACUUUGUAAAUAUGUUUUAAUAUUAAUUGUUGUCUAAAGAGAACAUUUGCUCUAAAUAAAAUAAUGAUUUUUAAUGAUGA
Pimephales promelas (fathead minnow) is the source of this 711-nucleotide messenger RNA. NCBI's taxonomy places the organism in Eukaryota, Metazoa, Chordata, Actinopteri, Cypriniformes, Leuciscidae. The record is from RefSeq and is a predicted model, not a curated record.